AAGUUCAGUUUAGUUAGGUUUCCAAAAUGGCAGACGUAGUGAAUACUGUUAUUACUCAAACUGCCGAAAAUUUAACAAAAAAUGCAAAUGUUACUGGUAAAAUUCCUGCAACUCCUGAAGGAAUGGCCAUUGCCUAUGGAAGCCUUAUUAUCAUGGCGGUUUUACCAAUAUUUUUUGGUAGUUACCGGUCUGUUAGACACCAUAAGGAACAGCGGGAACACUUUGAAACAAGUGGAGAAAAACCUGAAACAAUGUCACAUAAAGAAGCAGCUAUGUUUCCUUUUGUAUCAAGUGUAGCAUUAUUUGGAUUGUACAUAUUUUUUCAGAUGUUUUCUAAAGAAUAUAUCAAUUUGUUACUAACUGGUUACUUCUUUUUUAUUGGUAUUUUGGCGCUUAGUCAUCUUGCAAGUCCAGUUAUAUCAUCGUUAGUACCUGCUGCGAUACCAAAAACAAGAUAUCAAAUACAUUUUACUGGAGACAAUGAUGAUAUUAUAAAUUACAAAUUCACACUUCACGACAUUGUCUGUCUCUUUUGUUGUUCUCUCGUUGGUGUUUGGUAUAUUUUAAAGAAGCACUGGGUGGCAAAUAAUCUUUUUGGAAUUGCAUUUGCAAUUAAUGGAGUUGAAUUAUUGCAUUUAAAUAAUAUCGUCACGGGAUGUAUUUUACUAUGUGGACUUUUUAUUUAUGAUAUUUUCUGGGUUUUCGGUACGAAUGUAAUGGUAACGGUUGCCAAAUCUUUCGAGGCACCAAUUAAACUUGUUUUUCCACAAGAUUUAAUUGAAAAAGGUCUUGGUGGUAGUAAUUUUGCAAUGUUAGGCUUAGGAGAUAUUGUCGUACCUGGAAUUUUCAUAGCAUUAUUGCUUAGGUUCGAUCAUAGUUUAAGUAGAAAAUCGAAUACUUACUUUUAUACCACCUUUUUUGCAUAUUUCAUGGGACUGCUUAUAACAAUGUUGAUUAUGCAUUUAUUUAAUCACGCACAACCAGCACUUCUUUACUUGGUUCCCAUGUGCUUAGGAACUCCACUUUUACUUGCUCUUAUCAAGGGAGACAUCAAAGCACUCUUUUCAUAUGAGGAUCAUCCUAACAAACCAGAAGAAACAGCAGCAGUAACGGCAACACAGACGCAAACGCAAGUUGAAGCGAAAAAAGUGAAGUAAUUUUUCAUACUUAAUUUAUUUGUAAAGCCGUGUGAAACAUAGGUAGCAUAUUUUGUGAUUCAUUCAUCUCUCAACAAAAAAAUAA
Messenger RNA from Leptopilina boulardi, 1242 nucleotides. Its product is annotated as minor histocompatibility antigen H13. Gene Ontology annotation, biological process: membrane protein proteolysis. Gene Ontology annotation, cellular component: cytoplasmic side of endoplasmic reticulum membrane; membrane; lumenal side of endoplasmic reticulum membrane. Gene Ontology annotation, molecular function: aspartic endopeptidase activity, intramembrane cleaving. Bases 27 to 1157 code for a protein of 376 amino acids. NCBI's taxonomy places the organism in Eukaryota, Metazoa, Arthropoda, Insecta, Hymenoptera, Figitidae. The record is from RefSeq and is a predicted model, not a curated record. The transcript has 6 exons.